GCGCUUGCAGGCCUGGCUGGCUUCGCAGCCUGUGCUGCCCGGCUUGUCGCGCCCCGCAUUCUAGCAGCGCGAUGGCGGUCCUCCCCGCAAAUCCUUCCAGGGGCACCAUAGAAGCGGUGCUCGCCCUCUCCACGGUCAUGCAUGCCGCCGCCCAGGCUGCUCAGCCCAAGCCGUCAUCGUCCGAGGCUGACGCGCGCACGAGUGGCUCCUCCGCGGCCGCGGCGUUCGCUCGGCUGCGAGGUGGCGAGCUGGGCGGUUCACUCGCGCCGCACACGCCUGUGCCGGCCGCGGCGGCGGCGGCGGCGGCCCCGGUCGAGGUCGCGGGCGCCGCGCCGCGCCACCUUCUUGUGAGACAUGACAAGGCGCGGCGGAUCGUGACGAUUGAAGUGAGCGAGACUGCAGUGAUGGCCUUCUACAUGUCGGGCUGCGCCUUCAUCAUCGGCGGCGUCGCGUUUGGUUGCGCGCUUUGGCAGCGCACGCGGGGGGGCGCCCCAAAGCAGGAGCCGUGCGAAUGCCACUGGUGCCAAGGGCGCAUCAAGGAGAGGCGCUCCCUCGGCAAGGGCGGCUUCGGCGAGGCCUCCCUGGCGCUGCGCCACGGCAAGACCAUCGUCCUCAAGAAGAUCGGCUGCGCCUCUGUCAACGACGCGAACCAGGCGCUGCUGGAGGCGUCUUGCCUGCAGCGCCUCUCCCACCCAGGCGUCGUCCGCUUCGAGGACGUCUUUCUCCACCGGCACGAGGCGCUCCUCGCCGAGGUCAACAACGGCCGCCUCGCGAUGAUCGGCCUCUUCGGACUCCUCUCCGCCUCGAAGGGCCUCAUCGUCCCGGGGCUCGACGGCCUCGGCCUCACGCAGUACGGCGGCGAGUACAUGGCCCCCUUCUCCGACUUCGACGCGGCGCUGCCCUACGUCGCGGAGAUGCCAAAGACGCUCGCGGAGCUCCUCAAGUGA
This is a messenger RNA of Emiliania huxleyi CCMP1516, 947 nucleotides long. RefSeq lists its product as hypothetical. Gene Ontology annotation, molecular function: protein kinase activity; ATP binding. The coding region runs from base 72 to 947 and encodes 291 amino acids. Gene Ontology annotation, biological process: protein phosphorylation. The transcript is spliced from 6 exons. The record is from RefSeq and is a predicted model, not a curated record. NCBI's taxonomy places the organism in Eukaryota, Haptophyta, Isochrysidales, Noelaerhabdaceae.